Molecule: messenger RNA, 2065 nt
Organism: Hemibagrus wyckioides
Lineage: Eukaryota; Metazoa; Chordata; Actinopteri; Siluriformes; Bagridae
Gene: dr1
Product: down-regulator of transcription 1
Exons: 3
Coding region: 520-1056 (178 amino acids)
Biological process (GO): RNA polymerase II preinitiation complex assembly; negative regulation of transcription by RNA polymerase II; chromatin remodeling
Cellular component (GO): negative cofactor 2 complex
Molecular function (GO): TBP-class protein binding; core promoter sequence-specific DNA binding; general transcription initiation factor activity
Source: RefSeq, a predicted model, not a curated record
UCAGCCUUGCAUUGUGGGAUUGACUCUGAAGAUCGCUAUAACAACCGUGGGGGGGAAAGAAUUAGAUAUCAUAAAAGUAAUGAAUUAAAUGCUGCUCCCGGGGGGUUUAAUGCAGUAUAACGUAAACAUGCCUCCGUUUAUAAUCUGUUUAGUCAUAUAGCCAAGUUUGCAGCGGGACGUGAUUUGUUUUGGUAGCGGGGAAUUCAAUAUUAAUUACUAACACGUUCAGAUAAGGGGAAACGCUUCCAUUCGCCUGUACGCUUUUUUUUAGUACAUGUACUUAUACUUCCCGUGUAUUCGCUUAGCCAGAGCUACAAGUCUAAACACAUUCUCCGUGUUUCUAGUGCUUUGUUUUUAUCAGUCCAGUCUGUCAAAAUAAAGGCAAGACACUGGGGGAAAGCAAAGCCCAGCUUGUACUGCCGCUGCACCGGCUUGCCUUUCCGUCUCUUUAAACUUGCUCCACUUGGCUCUCUGGAUAAGAAGUUCCCGUGAAAUCAGAAGUGAGUUCAAAGGUGAAGAAUGGCUUCCUCGUCCGGAAACGACGACGACCUCACCAUCCCGAGGGCGGCCAUCAACAAGAUGAUUAAAGAAACGCUUCCCAACGUGCGAGUGGCCAACGACGCCCGGGAGCUGGUGGUGAACUGCUGCACCGAGUUCAUCCACCUCGUCUCCUCUGAGGCCAAUGAGAUCUGCAACAAGUCCGAGAAGAAAACCAUCUCCCCGGAGCAUGUCAUCAACGCACUUGAAAGUCUCGGUUUUGGAUCCUACAUAGCGGAAGUGAAGGACGUUUUGCAGGAAUGUAAGACAGUCGCGCUGAAGCGGAGAAAGGCCAGUUCACGUCUGGAAAAUCUCGGCAUCCCAGAAGAGGAGCUUCUCCGCCAGCAGCAGGAGUUAUUCGCCAAGGCACGGCAGCAGCAGGCUGAGCUCGCCCAGCAGGAGUGGCUGCAGAUGCAACAGGCGGCACAGCAGGCUCAGUUAGCAGCAGCAGCAGCUUCAGCCACCGCAGCUCAACAUGCCCGGUCCUCCCAGGAAGAUGAUGAAGAGGAUGACAUGUGAUCCCUCUCCCUCUCCCUCUCCCUCUCCCUCUCUCUCUCUCUCUCUCUCUCUCUCUCUCUCCACUCGCAGUAUCCGUUUAUAUUGACUUUUUAGAAAAUACCAUGGCCAGACGGCUGUUUUAUUUGGCCCUCCCUUUAUGUCAAAAUAGCGUUCGAUUUUUUUUUUCCCCCCUCCUUUUAUUUUUAAGAGACAUAUUUCUUCAUGAAUUCCUGCUUUUCUUUCAGUCAGUUAAAAUGUUUUAAGGCGCCAUAUUGUAUGUGCAUCAUUGUUUUUGGACUUUGAGCCCUAUGAUAUAUUGGCGGCAGCAGGAUGCGUUAUGUUUAUUCUCAGUUUGGUGCAGGAAAUGAGUGUUUAAACUCAAAUGCCUCCUUUUUUAGGUGUCCUGUAGAUUUCUUGCUUUUUGUUUUUGUAUAAUAGUUAUGAGUUGAAAUCUUUCUUUCUUUUUUUUUUUUUUCUUGAGAAUUGAUUUUUACAGCAAUGGUUCCUUCCCUGUCCUGCUCUGUGUGUUAGGCAGAGAGCUGAGCUGGGUUGUAAAGUAGGACUUUUUUUGUUUCGUUUUAGUUCAAGUUGGUAAGAGUACAGACUAUGUAGGAUGCAGCUUUUGUCUGGCCUGUGUUCAGAACAGUAUUGAAAGGAGAACUACAGAAUAAUAUCUGUCUCUUUAGUACCAAAGAUAGAGAUGAAACUUCAGCCACCAGAUAGUCUUAAGAAACCUCUGGACAGUUUUACACUCUUUACUGAAAGAAACUCUGGUCACUGAACUACACCACCGUCGGUGUCCCUAUACUGAUAGCAACUAUCAAACUAUAAAAUGUUUUUCAUAUCCGAGCAGAAGGUUUUUGUUCCUCUGUAUCUCUCUGGUGCAAUGUGUAGAAGUUACAUUGUAAAUGUGUGGUCAAUUCUUAUCUUGUGAAGAUUGGUAAGUUUUAGUUGAGGCACGUGUCCACAUGGCUUUGCAGGAGCUGUAAGCUGUAUUCUCUAAGCAAUAAAAGUCAAAAUGUUUUAUAAA